AUGGUGGUGGGAAGUGGUCAACAAUUGAUGGUGUGUGAUAUUUGUGCAAUGAUGGGGCAUUAUACGGAUAAGUGUCCCACACUUGGAAGUGAACCAGAGGAUUUUAACGCCAUGGGAGGAUUUCAAGGUCAACCAAGACGCAUGGGAUUUCAAAACACCUACAACCCAAAUUGGAGGAAGAACCCAAACAACCCAUACCCACCAAAGCAAAACCCACAAAUUGUUAUGAUGAGACCCCAAUACCCACAAUACCCAUCACAAGAACCUCCAUAUCCACAAACAUCUCAUCCACCUCCAAAUUACCAACAACCUCAUCAACAAGGCCAAUCAAGUGGUAACCAUCAAAUGAGUCUUCAAGAACACAUUACUUAUCUUGCUCAAAGCCAAACUCAAUUUCAACAAGAUACCAAGAACACUUUCUCCAACACUCAAGCACAAAUUGGAGACUUGGCCACCGCUCUCAACAAGGUGGAACAAAGGGGCAAACUUCCUUCUCAAAUCGAGAAGAACCCCAAUGUGAGUGCAAUAACCUUGAGAAGUGGGAAAACACUUGGAGAAUGCAAACCUAAAAGAGUUUCAAGAGAAGAAGAAGAUGAAGUUAUUAUUAUUGAACCUCUGAAAGUUGUAGCUACUCCAAAGGACCCGAUUAUGCCAAACAUUGACCAACCCGACUCUUCCAACAAACCCAUCAAACCAUUGGUCAUACCACCACAUUUUCCUUCCCGUUAUGCAAAAUUCCUCAAGGAUUUGUGCACCAAGAAGAGGAAAUUCAAGGAAAAUGAAAAGAUUCAAGUCAAUGCAAACGUGUCUGCGGUUAUCCAAAAGAAGUUACAUCCCAAAUGCAAGGAUCCAGGAAUACUUGCUAUCCCUUGUACCAUUGGUGAUUUGCAUGUCGAAAGUGCCAUGUUAGAUAUUGGAGCCUCGAUCAAUGUGAUCCCAUAUUUGGUUUUUCAAUCUCUCAAUGUUGGACCUUUGGAAGAAACAGGAGUAAUCAUUCAAUUAGUGGACAAGUCAAGUGUGUCUCCAAGAGGAGUGUUGGAGGAUGUGUUUGUACAAGUUAGUCAACUAGUAUUUCUUACGGAUUUUUAUGUCAUUGAUCUUGAAGAGAAGACUCAUUCCAAAUCAUCUAUGAUCAUCCUUGGAAGACCUUUCAUGAACACUGCUCACACGAUCAUUGAUGUCCAUAAAGGAAAAAUUACUAUGGAGUUUAAUGGUGAGAUCAUUCAGUUCAACAUCUUUGAAGCAAUGAGGUACCCUAGCAAUAUUUCUCCAUUGUACCGGGUUGAUGUGAUUUAUCCAAUAAACGGGAUAAGCCCUAAUGUAUGCACACAUAAUAUUCUUAUGGAAGAUUAUUGCAAGCCUAAGAGAGAGGCUCAAAGAAGAUUAAAUCCUCCAAUAAUGGAAGUGGUCAAGAAGAAGAUAAUUAAAGGUUCAAAAGGCGCAAAGAGAAGAAAAAGGCAUUUCAUGACAAGCACAUAA
Molecule: messenger RNA, 1479 nt
Organism: Lactuca sativa (garden lettuce)
Lineage: Eukaryota; Viridiplantae; Streptophyta; Magnoliopsida; Asterales; Asteraceae
Source: RefSeq, a predicted model, not a curated record